Messenger RNA from Aethalodelphis obliquidens (Pacific white-sided dolphin), 1426 nucleotides. It is a transcript of the gene DUSP15, whose product is annotated as dual specificity phosphatase 15. Gene Ontology annotation, cellular component: plasma membrane; cytosol. The transcript has 7 exons. Bases 379 to 1086 code for a protein of 235 amino acids. NCBI's taxonomy places the organism in Eukaryota, Metazoa, Chordata, Mammalia, Artiodactyla, Delphinidae. The record is from RefSeq and is a predicted model, not a curated record. Gene Ontology annotation, biological process: protein dephosphorylation; signal transduction. Gene Ontology annotation, molecular function: protein tyrosine phosphatase activity.
GGCCCCGGGCCCGGCACACUGGGGCUUUGUCCAGCCCCCCGCCGCGACCCACGGGUGGGGGGGCGGCCCACAUGACCAAGGGGGUAGGAGGAGCCUGCAGCGGCGGUGGCGGCGGCGGCGGCAGCGGCGACUCCAGCAUUUCCCUCCCUGGCCGGGGGUCGGCGGGCGGUGGCGGCGGCAGCGGCGGCGGCGGCAGCUGGGCAGGGCUGGGCCGAGCUGCGGACGCCAGGCCCCCCGAUCCCCGCCAGGCUGCGGACACCAGGCCCCCCGAUCCCCGCCAGGCUGCAGGCGCCGGGCCCGGGCCGUCAGGGCAGCUGUGACCCUUGCGCUCAGCGGGUGGCGAGCUGGGGGUGCGCCCGGAUCCCCGCCCCCGGGAUCAUGGGGAAUGGCAUGACCAAGGUACUUCCUGGACUCUACCUCGGAAACUUCAUCGACGCCAAAGACACGGAUCAGCUAGGCCGGAAUAAGAUCACACACAUCAUCUCCAUCCACGAGUCACCCCAGCCUCUGCUGCAGGACAUAACCUACCUUCGCAUCUCAGUGGCCGACGCCCCUGAGGUACCCAUCAAAAAGCACUUCAAAGAAUGUAUCAACUUCAUCCACUGUUGCCGCCUCAAUGGGGGAAACUGCCUUGUGCACUGCUUUGCAGGCAUCUCCCGAAGCACCACCAUCGUGACGGCAUAUGUGAUGACUGUGACAGGACUGAGCUGGCGGGACGUGCUUGAAGCCAUCAAGGCCACGCGGCCCAUCGCCAACCCCAACCCAGGCUUUAGGCAGCAGCUUGAAGAGUUUGGCUGGGGCAGUUCCCGGAAGCUUCGCCGGCAGCUGGAGGAGCGCUUCGGGGAGAGCCCUUUCCGCGACGAAGAGGAGGUGCGCGCGCUGCUGCCGAUGUGCGCGCGCUGCCGGCAGGGCUCUGCGAGCGCGGCCUCUUCCCCCGCGCCCAGCUCCUCGGCCUCGGAGGGGACCUUGCAGCGCCUGGUGCCGCGGUCGCCCCGGGAAGCCCACCGGCCGCUGCCGCUGCUGGCGCGCGUCAAGCAGACUUUCUCUUGCCUCCCGCGGUGUCUGUCCCGCAAAGGCAGCAAGUGAGGAUCCUGCCCCGCCGUGGCGCCCCUCGGCCUCUCGACCGGGGAUUGUCUGCGCCUCCCACGGCCUUCAGGACGGGCCCAGAGCCUGUGGGAGCCCCGCGGCGGCCUGAUCCCCGCCCCUGUCCGCUUCGCGCCUUGCUUGUCUGCGUCCGCGGUCAGUGUGUCCUCCAUCUGUGUGUGUGGCUCUGUGUCUGGGCCGGCCUGCUGCAGCUACCUGGUGCCUUAGUUCUUGGGCUGGGGGAGGGUGCCCCCGGCCCCCGCUCCCAUUAAAGGCGGUGGGAGUGGGAGUGGGUGGAUGGGGUAGUUGGAUGGGCCUGGAGGAUAUUAAAGAGACACAGAAG